CCCGCACAUUCAUGCGAUAGGCAACAUUGAGGUUGGGACUGUUGAAUUGGGCCUCCUUAUCAUGAAUAACCUCCUCGAUGAGGGCCUCAGCUGUCAGCUGUGUCUGGAAGACCCUCAACAUUGUAGCCAUCCUUCUUCAGAUCUUGGAGGACGGAAUAGAUGGAGUUGAAAACAUUCAGGUAUGCCGCUGUGCCAACAUUGCCUUUGUCUGGUGGGAAGCUGAAAACAGUGAUGGCCAGUUUCUUCUCCUCCGCAGAGAAAGAAAGAAGGAUUGCGGCAUCAAAUGUACAAGAGCUCUCUUCAUGGGAUGAAUGGCGCAUGUGCAAUACCAGUUUUCAGCACGAAACUGCACCUCAAGAUCCCUCGAGUAAUCGAGUCACCCCAUUUCUUCCUUCAGCGACAGCAAUCAGCACCGCCCCAAAGCCAUGCAUGCCGUGUCGCCGUUACAGGCUUACAGCCAGUUACCCGUAUGCAUUCCAUCACGUGCUGGAGCUGCUGUUGAUAGCUCCCCAGAUGGCCAGAGCCCAGAUGUUUACUUGUUCUACCACUUCAACUCAUGCCUGAUGCCACCGUGUGUGCUGGAUACUGAACGACCUACUGCCCGUUUCUGAUGAUCAUCGCCAGUUCACCACCGGUGAAAAGGGCCCAAACGGCCCCUCACCGUCACCGAGGGUCCGAGACACCGAGGUCCCAAUCGUUUGGCUUAUUUCCUAAUAAGCCAAAACGACUUAUUAGGAAAUAUAAAUGAAUUUGUAGGUGAAACUUUUAUAAAUAUGUUUUUUUUUGACUUAAAAGCCAAUGUUAAAAAAGAAAUUGCGUUAAAAUAUCUCAAAAUCAAGGUCAACAUUAAGCUUGAAAAUUUAAAAUUUGAUUUUUUUCUUUUACUGAUUAGGCCAUCUGAUACGAGCCAGAGACCGGUUGCCCCCUACAAUACUCACUGUAUACGUCCAUGUCAGCGGGAUCGUGACUCGCGCGUCCUCGCGUGCGCAGGCCCGCGGGCCUGCAUGCCGUAUUGGGGAUUUGCCGACCCGUUCCAGGUCUUUCCUGCACUCCCUUUCGAUCGCACGCGAGAAACCAACCAUCCGCACCCGCACGCAUGGCCGGAUGAUCGAGAGGGCGAUGAAAAGCACCGGGUGGGGGAGACACCGACGCGUCACACCACCACGUCCGUUUCCGUACUCCACUCGUGGCAGGCAAACCAGCAGCAUUCGAGCUGAUGGCUGCUCUCGCGGUGGUGCACGGUUGGCUCGCUCCAGCGUUGUCCCGGCGCGCGGAGACGGGCGGUGGCCGCGCCGCGCUUCCGUGUCGUAGGCCCCGGCUCGUGGCAGUCGCGUGCGCUGCCUCGUCGGUUAAUACGGCCACUACUACGGGCGAAUCGCCGCUGGGCUCCGAUGGCUCGGCAGCCGCCGCCAUGUCGCUGGAGCGCGCGUUCGCCGGAGGGGACGGCGGUGGCGGCGGAGGCAUUGGCCCCGCGGUCGAGUCCACCGUUGAGAAGCUGAUAUUCGAUUUCCGUUUCCUGGCUCUCCUCGCCGUCGCCGGCUCCCUCCUCUGCUUCCUCAGUGGUUGUGUGUACAUUAAAGAAGCAUACCAUGUCUACUGGACAAGCUGUGUUAGAGGUGUCCAUACAGGGCAGAUGGUCCUCAGGCUCGUCGAGGCUAUCGAUGUGUAUCUUGCUGGAACAGUCAUGCUGAUUUUUGGGAUGGGUCUGUAUGGGCUGUUCAUCAGCAACGAUUUUCCUGAUGUACCUGCAUCUGAUCGUGCUCUCAAGGGAUCAUCCUUGUUUGGCAUGUUUGCUUUGAAGGAGAGACCGAGGUGGAUGAGAAUCAGCUCUCUCGAUGAGCUCAAAACGAAGCUGGGCCACAUCAUCGUGAUGAUUCUCCUGGUGAAGAUGUUCGAGAGGAGCAAGAUGGUGCACAUCACCACGGGAAUGGACCUGCUCAGCUACGCGGUCUGCAUCUUCUUGUCGUCGGCUUCCCUGUACAUCCUGCACAACCUUCAUCGCCCAGAACACGAGUAGUACAUGAUUGCAGCGCCGGACAUGUUGCCUUCUACUCAGUAGUAUUUUUUAUAGCACAUGCCAUAUAGGAAGAACUCAUUGCCUCAGUGCUUGUAUUUUGUAGCACUAGAACUGUUGCUAGGCAAGCCCUGAUGCUGGGCUUAAACGGAUUGCAAGGACAAAUCAGUGUAAAGAACUCCUAAACAGCCUUAUCUUUUCGUUUAUGCUUAUGCUUACGCUUAUCAGCCAAAAUUUAAAUUUUCAGACUUAAA
Oryza sativa Japonica Group (Japanese rice) is the source of this 2268-nucleotide messenger RNA. RefSeq lists its product as uncharacterized. NCBI's taxonomy places the organism in Eukaryota, Viridiplantae, Streptophyta, Magnoliopsida, Poales, Poaceae. The record is from RefSeq and is a predicted model, not a curated record.